AUGGACGCUGAACCGAAUCCGAGUAGCCGGACGGACAAAACAAAGGGACGCGGUCGCCCCUCGUCACCAACCUCGGAAAUAUCAUAUGUGCACAAAACCAAUCAAGGCAAUCCUGCCCCCGCCCAACGCACCCGUCCAGAUAGCGCUGCUACUCCCACCAAACGCGCCCGUACAGAUAGCGGUCCUACCUGGGCCUCCUCGAACAGGAUGGUCACCGACUCGGCAACCGCAAACACGUCGAAUGCUGUACUCCAGCACCUUGAGGAAGAAAACGAGCACUUGCGGCAGCGCGUGGAGCACUGCGAAAAUCAUAUUCUUGCCUUGGAGGCACUGGUUGCUAAACUCCAGGACGACGUGGCUCAGUUGGCAUCCCUGAAACCCGCGAUCCAAAAAAUCGAUGAUCUCGCAAACGUCGUCUCCCAGUUGCAAUCACAAAUUACCAAGCUGAAACCGAUCGAGGAAAAACAGGAACAGCUUGCCAACCUCGUUGCCUCAAUGCAGCAGAAGAUGACCGAUCACACUACAAAUUAUGACACCUUUCAACUUGCUACUCGUGACCUAACUCCCCGUGGUUUCUCUACCACUCAUCCCUCCCAAUCCGCACCAUUGGAAUUUAUCCAUGGCUUCAAUCAUCAAACACUAUUACCAACCCAUUUUGAAAACCUAGGCUCUGCGAUGAACAUUUACCUCGAGUCAUACCUCGAGUCAUAUUCCGACUGGGAUAGAUCUUUGCCUGCAAAUCUCCUGCACCGACGUUUCAUCAAGCCGGAGGAGAAAAUUGCACCGGAAGCUUUGGCCAAGCAGCUCUUGGCACUAGAUCCCAAGGUCAUGGAUUUGACUUUGAACAAAAACCUCAUCCACCCGGCAAUCAACAUGGCAUUAUUUGAACACUUCCAGGAAGAGCCCGAUCUCCCCCUUUCACAUGCUCGAUUACGACGCGCCCUGCAGUACGUGGCCAAAACCUCGUCUGAAUGGCCACUCACCCACUUCAAUCAAAGAUGGCCUCAGGUCAUCAGAGAUUCGAUUGUUUUUUUCUAUGCUUCACUCGAAGACGAAGCACCCCAGCUGGGCCCCUCCAAGUUCUCCGAGUUCUUAAUGAAAAUUUGCGAAGUCCAGUCCAUUCUUCGUGAGAUUAAUGACCCGGACGAGACGAACAUCAUCAAAAGACUUCGCAAGCGACCAGUUCAUUAUCUUUGUGCCUUCCUGGUGAGCGGAGUCGCCGGACUCAUAUAUGCACCUGGAAGCAAACCAAUACCCCCUGAAUGCCUCGUAGUACUUGUCGCGUACCUCAAGUGGUACCUCUCUCGACCCGCUGCCCUCUCGUUGGAACCAGACCCAUACUGGCCACGAAGCCACAUGGCCAUUCUCAUGCUACUCAAAGCAGGAGACGAAGUCUCGGACCUCGAUCAAAUGGUUGCAUACGGAAUGACUAUUGACUACAUCGCCUUUUGGAACCGUCACUCAAGCCAAGAAAUACCGUGGCCACAUUGGCGGUCACUCAGAGAAGCAGAAAAGAUGCCAGUCGAAAUCUCCAGCAAGAUGAUGGCAUUUAUCAACUCUACGGACGACGAGGGGAGUGAGUUGAGUCAAUCACAGUCUCGAGCACUCGACAUCAUCGACAACGGUAGCUCUAGUCAAAACCCUCCCGCCCCCGCUCAGAACCUGACGAGCUAG
Puccinia triticina is the source of this 1674-nucleotide messenger RNA. RefSeq lists its product as uncharacterized. The transcript has 3 exons. Bases 1 to 1674 code for a protein of 557 amino acids. Lineage: Eukaryota; Fungi; Basidiomycota; Pucciniomycetes; Pucciniales; Pucciniaceae. The record is from RefSeq and is a predicted model, not a curated record.